This is a messenger RNA of Rosa rugosa (rugosa rose), 465 nucleotides long. Its product is annotated as early light-induced protein, chloroplastic-like. The transcript is spliced from 2 exons. NCBI's taxonomy places the organism in Eukaryota, Viridiplantae, Streptophyta, Magnoliopsida, Rosales, Rosaceae. The coding region runs from base 82 to 465 and encodes 127 amino acids. The record is from RefSeq and is a predicted model, not a curated record.
GUAUGCAACUUCCACACACAGAAAUUAACAUUCUAUAUCUUCAACUUCAAAACCAGCUUCAUUAGUUUGUAUCUAGAUACAAUGGCUGCAACAUCCACUAUGCAAUCAAUCCUUGGAAGCUCUGUCGCUUAUGGAAGAGUUGCAGGCAAGAACAGAUCUCUGAACCUGCAGAGUACUGUUCCUGCUAGUUAUGCAGUUUCAAGCUAUCUCAGGGUUGGCUCUAUGGCAGAGGAUGGUCAAAAGAAGCAACCAAUAACUGUAACAAAAGCCUCAAAGGAUCCCCAGCGUGCAGCUUCUCCACCAUCUCCGAAGUUUUCAGACGUGUUUGCAUUCAGCGGGCCGGCACCUGAGAGAAUCAACGGCAGGCUGGCAAUGGUGGGCUUCGUUACGGCUCUAUCUGUCGAACUCGUCGAAGGGCAAGAUUUGUUUGCUCAGAUAUUCAACGGCCCCGGAGUACCAUUGUAA